Molecule: messenger RNA, 1633 nt
Organism: Didymodactylos carnosus
Lineage: Eukaryota; Metazoa; Rotifera; Eurotatoria; Philodinida; Philodinidae
Source: the annotation of a GenBank genome assembly
AUGCAAAACUAUCGUUUACGGUGUCAACUGUAUGGACACGAAGCUGAUGUACGUUGCGUGGCAUGUAUAAGUGAUGGCAUCGUUAGUGCUUCAAGGGAUAAAACAACAAGAAUAUGGCGUCCUUCAGGUUCAUCAUUCGAACAGCAUGCCGUAUUAAGGGAUCAUCAAAAUUUUGUUGUUAGUAUAUGUUACAUACCACCAAAUGAAAAGUUUAGUGAAGGAUUAUUGGCUACUGGUAGUAAUGACAAAACCAUAUGCGUUUAUGCACCAGUACAAGCAACAUUAUUAUUCAAACUGGAAGGCCACGAACAAACCGGUAAGACUACUUUUCUAGAGAUUAUCUUCUGAUCUCAUAUUUUCUCCCCUUUCCCUUUUUUUCUCGAAGAGAAAAGCCUUAUAGAUAAUUGGUAAGAAAAAACAGAGAUAUCACCAGAAAAAACCUGCAUGCUUUGCGCGUCUAACGGCUUUUUGUCAGGCCAGAUUUAAGCGUUCAUAUUCUGUUGGGCGCGUAUUUCUUUCCGUCUUUAAAAAAAUGAAAUCUAAAAGCUGGAUUCUACCGUUUUAACUUUUUCAAAGAGCUUGUUGAAGUUGACUUAACAUGUUUUUUCACGCUUUCCUAUAAUCGGUUGUGCUGAAUAAAACUUUCGUUUUGUCCAAUUAUGCUGAUGUAUUAUUUUUUUCUUAGUUUCUUGCCUGUCACAUAUUCUGCGGAGCGAUGUGUUGGUAAGUGGGUCGUGGGACAAUACCGUCCGACUUUGGUCACUAUCAAGUCAGCAAUGUGUGCAAAUUCUGAAAGGUAAGAAUCUUUUAAUUUCUUUGCUUCCUCACAUUUUUAGUGAUACAUUGAGCAUUUUUACUAUGCCACGUGGGCAUGCAACUUUUUCUAGACAGAAACGAUUUUUUCUUCAUCGAAACAGUAGUUGAAAUUCGGAGAAUGUUUUUUUUUAAACGAAUAAAACGGUUUUCAAAAAACAUUUUUUUCGAGCCAAAACGGUUGAGGGAACUCUUGCCCACAUUUUUCGUCAAAAUAUGAUUUCUUACACAGUAUUCGAUGUAGUUUUAAGUGCUGAAUCCGAUUAUGACCUUAUUUUUUCUUGAAAGCGUUUCUGAGCCGAGAAAAUCAGGUUUCAUUCGAAAGAACAUAGGUUUUUGGAAAACUUUCUGAGCGAUUCAGAAACGUCUGUGCUACUUUGUGUUAACUGCGUUGAGCCAGCAUAGUCUGUCGAGCAUUUUGAAACGCGUUUGAAAAAUGGAUGUGGGUAGAUUUCACGCUUUAAUAAUCAUAGUAGUUAGGAAACAUUGUUAGUCUGAAAGAUACAUGUUUUCUCCGUGCUUAGGCAUGCACCAAUACAAUAUAUUGGGUCCCAAUAAUAUUGGUCACCCAAUCUAUUGGAACCAAUAAUAUUGGUCACACAAUCUAUUGGAACCAAUAAUAUUGGUCACCCAAUCUAUUGGAACCAAUAAUAUUGGUCACACAAUCUAUUGGAACCAAUAAUAUUGGUCACACAAUCUAUUGGAACCAAUAAUAUUGGUCACACAAUCUAUUGGAUUUUCACAAUAUUAUUGGGUAUUGGAUCAAUUGAGUUCGGCCUACUGUUACAGUACGGACGCAUGCUUUAUAUCCCGCUUUGAA